UUUCCCGUUGAUUGAAUUUUCAAACAAUUUGGGUUCCGCUUUCUCUCCCUCCCAAACCCUGAUACAGAUAAACACCCAAAUUACGGCGGGAAAAUCCAAACCCCACGGAAUCGGCUACGAGUCACCGUAACCAAUGGGUGGACGCGCCAUAACCGUCCUAAACGUGGCAGAGAAGCCGUCGGUGGCGAAAUCGGUGGCGAGCAUACUCUCUCGCAACCAAGGCCUUCGAGUAAGGGACGGUCGUUCUCGCUACAACAGAAUCUUCGAAUUCAACUACACCAUUCGAGGUCAACCCUGUCAAAUGCUCUUCACCUCCGUCCUCGGUCACCUCAUGGAGCUUGACUUCGACGAUCGUUACCGGAAAUGGCACUCGUGUGAUCCCGCCGAUCUCUUCCAGGCUCCGGUUCAUAAAUUCGUUCCCGAGGAUAAAAAGGAUAUCAAGAGGACAUUAGAGGAAGAAGCUAGGCGGUGUCAGUGGCUUAUUUUGUGGCUUGAUUGCGAUAGGGAAGGUGAGAAUAUCGCGUUUGAAGUUAUCAAUGUGUGUACUGCGGCAAAUCCGAAUCUUACUAUUAAGAGAGCUCGAUUUUCUGCAUUGAUUGACAGGGAAAUCCAUCAGGCUGUGCAAAAUCUUGUCGAGCCUAAUAAGUGGUUUGCUGAUGCCGUAGAUGCUAGGCAGGAAAUAGAUCUCCGUAUAGGUGCCACUUUCACCAGAUUUCAGACCAUGUUAAUGAAAGAUGCUUUUGUCAUAGACACUGUUACAGAUGGCAGAAAUACUGUCUUGAGUUAUGGGCCUUGCCAGUUCCCUACGCUUGGAUUUGUUGUGGAAAGAUACUGGGAGAUACAAGCACAUGAACCGGAAGAGUUUUGGUUAAUCAAAUGUUCUCAUAGAUCAGAUGAAGGCGUUGCUAAUUUCAGCUGGGAGCGGGGACAUUUGUUUGAUUAUACAUGUGCUGUCAUAAUAUAUGAGAUGUGCAUCGAGGAACCAACUGCAACCGUGACAAAAGUAACACCAAAGGAGAAGCCAAAGUAUCCUCCCCAUCCCCUGAGUACUAUUGAGCUUGAGAAACGGGCCUCACGAUACUUCCGUAUGAGCUCUGAGCGCACAAUGAAGGUGGCAGAAGAACUUUACCAAGGUGGUUUCAUCAGUUAUCCUCGUACAGAAACUGAUAACUUUUCUUCAAGGACCGAUUUGCAUGCAAUUGUGCAAGAACAACAAGGGCAUCCUGAGUGGGGAAUAUAUGCACAACGGUUGCUGGACCCUGGGGCGGGACUUUGGAGAAACCCUAGAGGUGGUGGACAUGAUGACCAGGCUCAUCCACCCAUCCACCCCACCAAAUUUUCUGCUGGAGAAUCAGGAUGGAGUCAAGACCAUCGUAAACUGUAUGAGUUGGUUGUUCGCCACUUCCUGGCAUGUGUCUCAAAGCCGGCCUUAGGAGCUGAAACCACAGUGGAAAUUGACAUUGCUGGUGAACGAUUUUCGGCAUGUGGGAGGGUGAUUCUAGAGAGAAACUACUUGGAUAUCUAUAUCUAUGAUAGAUGGGAUGGAUCAAUGAUUCCGAAUUAUGCUAUCGGUGAACAGUUCAUUCCAACAACAUUGACCCUUGAUCCCGGAAAAACUAAUCCACCACCUCUUCUUAGUGAAGCGGAUUUGCUGAGCCGUAUGGAUAAGGAGUGCAUUGGUACGGAUGCUACGAUGCACGAUCACAUCAAGAAGCUGCUUGAUCGAUUUUAUGCAACUAAGGAUGCAAACAUGUGUUUCACACCAACUAAUCUGGGUGAGGCACUUGUUAUGGGAUAUGAUGACAUGGGGUAUAAACUAUGGAAACCAGAUCUUAGAGCAGUUAUGGAACGAGAUAUGAAGUCAGUCAGUGAAGGGAAUAAAAGCAAAGCUGAAGUUUUGGAUACUAGCUUGCAGCAGAUGAAAACUUGUUUCUUAGAUGCAAGAUUAAAUAAAGUUAAACUUUUAGAAGCUAUGGCAAUAUUUUUUGAAAGAUUAAAUAGAGUUGGCAGUGAUGAGCAGAAUGGAACUGGGGUAGUUGUUCGACGGUGUAGACUUUGCCAAGAAUCAGAUAUGGUGCUAAAGAAAAAUCGAGAUGGCAAUUUUAUGGUUGGAUGCCGUAGUUACCCUCAGUGUAGAAGUGUUGUCUGGCUCCCUGGAUCAAUAUCAGAAGCGGUUGUGACCACCAAUGCUUGCAACAAUUGCACUCCUGGUCCUGUUUACCUAAUUCAAUUCAAGUUUCAGCAGCUGAAAAUACCACCAAGCUACAAUGUCAACCAUUUGGGUUGCAUUGGUGGCUGCGAUGAGAUUCUUACACAGUUGACAGAAAUAUGUGGUACCGGCUCCCGCAUGCCAGCAAGAGGUCGAGGACCUACUGCAUCAACCAGCAACGUCCAUCAUACCAACCCAAGGUCUACUGCAUCAACCAGCAACGCCCAUCAUACCAACCCAAGGCAAGCAGUUUGUUCGCACUGUCAAGAAACAGGGCAUUCUUCUAAUGACUGUCCUUCACAGACUCGACGCUCCAGGAAUCCCCAAUAUCCUGGAAUGAACCAACAAAAUGGGGAAUCUUCUGUUGCAUGCAGCUCGUGUGGAACCCCGUGUGGUUUGCAAACUGCAAAUACAGAUAGUAACAGGGGCAGGGAUUUCUACUCAUGUCAAACACAGGGGUGCAGAUUCUUUGUAAGAUGGGUGGAUGACCUCAACAAUGGCAGUGAAGGAAGAAGUUUUCCACGUUCAAAUAGUACUCCAGCAUCCAACCGUGGUCGAAAUGGUGGCCGUGGAUCUCGUGGUAGGGGUCGCAAUGGAUCUAAUUCUUCUAAUGGGACAUUUGUGUCAGCCACUGGUGAUCCUAUUUCUGAUAGAAGGUGCUAUACAUGCGGUGAUCCAUCUCACUUUGCUAAUGUUUGCCCCAAUCGUGGUGGACUCUGAUGCCUUAAUGAUUCUUAUCAGUCAUAUAGAAGGAAAAACUUGGUGUUUUGCAUGUUUUUUUUGAAGCAGUGAUACAGACAUAAUUAUGUCAAAUGUAGCAUGCUUAUUGAAAACCAUGAAUCAUGAGUUCAAUUGGAUCUUUUUGGUUAAGGGGAAGAUAUAAUCCCCGGAUUCCAUGACUUAUGGAAUACUUAUACAUGUUUCACCGGAAGCCAUUUGAUAGUGAUGUAACAAAUAGGUAUUAGGACACUUUGAUUCCUGUCAAAAUUCUUUCUUCAGUAGGUCAUAUGUAAACUUUUUAACAUUAAAUGCUUUCUUUAAUGCAUAUGGGAUGUAUAUA
Molecule: messenger RNA, 3269 nt
Organism: Medicago truncatula (barrel medic)
Lineage: Eukaryota; Viridiplantae; Streptophyta; Magnoliopsida; Fabales; Fabaceae
Product: DNA topoisomerase 3-alpha
Exons: 24
Coding region: 134-2929 (931 amino acids)
Biological process (GO): DNA topological change; DNA repair; DNA recombination
Cellular component (GO): nucleus; RecQ family helicase-topoisomerase III complex; chromosome
Molecular function (GO): zinc ion binding; DNA topoisomerase type I (single strand cut, ATP-independent) activity; DNA binding
Source: RefSeq, a predicted model, not a curated record